This is a messenger RNA of Pecten maximus, 3591 nucleotides long. RefSeq names its product tropomyosin. Gene Ontology annotation, cellular component: actin filament. NCBI's taxonomy places the organism in Eukaryota, Metazoa, Mollusca, Bivalvia, Pectinida, Pectinidae. Bases 743 to 1933 code for a protein of 396 amino acids. Gene Ontology annotation, molecular function: actin filament binding. The record is from RefSeq and is a predicted model, not a curated record. Gene Ontology annotation, biological process: actin filament organization; muscle contraction. The transcript has 9 exons.
UGUAGAUAUUUAUCUAGAUAAUGAUACGAUCUGGUCCAUCCUAGUUGCUCUGCGCAUGGCUUUAGUCUCGUCGCAUUCUAUUCUGUCUGUCUUUUGUGUUUAACUUAAUUGCUAUCAAUUUAGCUUUAACAGCUCGUGUUCAUUUGACCAUUUCACAAAUUACGACGAUUGCCAAUUUAUAUACAGGAAACGUGAACUUAUCCUCAAUGAAAAUGUCAAAUGUUUCCUUUGGUUUGGAAAGUGUAUUUAAGUGUAUUAUUUGUGAUUUGUUUUAAUUUUGAAGAGACGUAACUUAUAAUCCAUAAAAGUAUUAUUGACUGAAGCUUUGACAUACGGAUUUACAUUUGUAUAUAAUGUGAUGCUUGUGCUGGGCUUGCCUCUGUCGGCGGGCGGGUGUAUUGUAUUACCGGCUUAUGUGCGAUAACAGCCGAUGCUGUGUAGUGUGUGCUAGCCUCACUGAUUCAUACAUUAGUGCCGAUGUGACGUCACCACUACCCUAUUUGGAAUACAACGCGAGGAAUGCUUGCCACUCAGAAGGAGUACAGCUUUUCCAUGUAGUGGAUAACACCCCUCCGCAAGGAAUUUCCUCGUCUGUGAUCAAUAUACGAGAUUAUUGUGUAACUCUUGAACUUUGGAUUUGUUUACAAUUUGUGUGAAAAUGUCUUAUGGAUUUUAGGAUGAUGAAAAUCGGGAAAAAAAAUUUGUAAACACGAUAGAUUGUUUUUAAUGAUUCUCCUCUGCCAUGGAACAUGGUGAUUACCUUGGAGUUGGACUUUCACAGGAAUCGGUUGCUUCCGUUCAACUUUCACAAGAAUCUGUGACGUCAAAUAAUUCUCAGGACUUGACUUCGGAAUUAUUUGUGUCCGGGUCACCUGCACCGGACAUUCCCGAGGGGGAUACAGAGGAGAAAAUAAAAUCUAAACAUAAAUCGGGGAAAAAGAAAAUUAAAAAGAAAAAGAAGAAGAAAGAUGGCGAAACUGGUGAAGAUAUAGAUGGUGAAAAUAAGAAAAUAAAAAAGAAAAAAAAGAGAUCAUCUUCUAGUAGGCCUGAACCUGAGGGAGGAAAUGCCCCUGAUUAUAUGGACCCGUUUGACAGAAUAAUAUACAGUAAUGAUCCAAUAUUUUCGGAUGUGGAACUUUCCGGGGAGGAGGGGGAAACCCGUGCCCCCACACGCCCACCUAGGAGUUCAUCCAGACCAUCAAGGCCCGGGGGUUUUACGAUAGUGUGUCUACCCAUGGGUCUUCACUCCAAUACAAUGAUUAAAUUCGCUAUCAUCGGAACCGAGAUCCAGAACGAAUUAAGAAUUUCUCUAAAGCGGCUAGAAAGUGAUGUUGGUGCACUCCAGAGAAGACUCCAACUGCUGGAAGAAGAUUAUGAACGAUCUGAAGAGAAACUUAACUCGACCACAGAGAAAUUGGAAGAGGCAUCCAAAGCUGCAGAUGAGAGUGAGAGAGGUCGCAAGGUGCUUGAAAGCAGGAGCCUUGCGGACGAUGAAAGGAUAGACGCACUAGAGGCACAACUAAAAGAAGCCAAGUAUAUUGCGGAGGACGCAGAUCGUAAAUAUGAUGAGGCCGCCCGUAAGCUUGCUAUUACAGAAGUGGACCUUGAGCGUGCUGAGACCAGGUUGGAGGCUGCUGAUGCCAAAGUACUCGAACUUGAAGAAGAGCUCACUGUUGUGGGUGCAAAUAUCAAAACCCUUCAGGUGCAAAACGAUCAGGCAUCACAGAGAGAGGAUAGCUACGAGGAAACCAUCAGAGAUCUCACCAAAAGCCUGAAGGACGCUGAAAACAGGGCCACAGAAGCUGAGAGACAAGUAGUCAAACUGCAGAAAGAGGUGGACAGACUCGAAGAUACAAACGGCAAACAGGCUGAGGAUAUGAGGGCAAUUAGGGAUGAAUUAGACAGCACCAUGCAACAGCUCGAAUCUUUCUAGACAGCAGCUAAAGUUUAUAUAGAUGACUACACAAUUUGAAAAGAUGAGCUGCUUGCAGAGAAGGAAAGAUACAAGGCAAUCAGUGACGAACUGGACCAGACCUUUGCUGAGAUUGCUGGUUACUAAUGUGUCAUUCAAGGACAUAUUCCCCUCACCAAAUUUAUAUCAUAAAUUAAGAGGAUAGACAGACAAAGAAAAGACUGUCAAAUGGAAAAAUAAUAUUACAUCAGCUUUGUACAGCUAUAUAAAAUCGUCGUGCAAGAAUUUGAAAAAUAGAAGAACCUGCCAUAAAAGAUCCAACAUUUCUUUCUUAAUAUGUGUUAUGGUACAGACGAGAAAUUCCAAAUUUAUGUAAAUUAUCAUUAUAAGAAAUGCUAUACUCUAUGUGACCUUGCCGCGAUAUUGCGACCCAGCGGGGGAGUGAGAGACUAGAGAGUUAGGACGGAUGGGGUCGACCGGGUCUGCUUUUUAACCUCUCUACUCUUCGUGUAUUUGUAUGUAUGUUACUUUGUGAUCGGUUUCUUUUCGAACACCUGUCAGACUUCUGCAAAGCUACUACUUCUGGGGGGUAAAAUAAUGUUCAUUUCUAUAUUUAUAUACACUGUAUAUAUAAUUGAUACAUACAUGGAUUCAUAUUUCGUUAUUUUAUUAUAUCAUGUUAUGACAUCGGAACACGACACAGACGAUUGUUAUCCAUGCCUGGCGCAUUCUGUACUUUGAGGCUCGGGAAGGCAAUGCUAGUGGCACAUGGUUACCAUAUAAGUAGUAGCUACGCAGAGGUUUGGAUCAGGGGUACAAAAACCAAUCGGGGUAAUAUUGCGAGAUAUGACAGUGGUGGAAAUUUGACAGCUUUAGGUAUGUAGAGUCGUUUAUGUAUGAAAUGAUACAAGUUAGCUGUAGGAAUGUAAAGGGACUCGCCAAUAGAUUGGUUGUAGCUAGUACAUCAUAUAGUUAGUCCUAGAGGGGCUGUACACAUCUGCCCCGACAUUCAAAAACGACGACCAAGAAAUUCCAGCAUUCAUUUAAGCCACCACGUAUAUUUUUUUUCUAUUUUUGUUUUAUAUAAAAAGACUAAAUGGCAAUAUCCAGACAACGCCAUUGUGAUUUUUUUUCUUAAAGAAGAACUAAAUGCUUUAAAUUUCCACGGCUUCUUGUCCUGCCCCUAUUUAAAUAAAGAAGGUGUAUGUACUAUGUCUUUGGAAUGAUUUGUUUUGCAUGUUGUUUGUGUAUAGAAGAAUGUGUUGUAUGGAGUACAAACAAAAAACGUAGCUGGCUAUAUUAUUAAUAAUUUGAAAAACAAAUUUAUACAUUUUCCUUCACAGAUUAUUUACCUUGUAUAAUAUACUUUUUGAUUGAGAAUUGAUUGUUCUCAUCUAUAAAUUAUCCUUAUUAUGGUACGAAAUUUGUAUCACUAUACAUAUAUACCUGUGUAGACACAGAUAAAAGGAAACCUGUAGGUGUACUAAUUUCGUGACAUUGUUCAUGUUACUUUUGCCUGUGACUGGUUAGCUGUACAGGAGGGAAAGGCGAGAAAAAAUGUUUGUCAUAUGACAACUGUAGACGGAAAACUCCUUGUAUUCCCAUGACUUCAGCUUCCAUUGCAUUUCCCUGGAUAUUGCCAAUUUGUUUUAACCAACAAUAAACUUGUAUUGCUUACA